UUUCUGAGUUAGCAACAAGUAAAUGCAGCACUAGUGGGUGGGAUUGAGGUGUGCCCUGGUGCAUAAAUAGAGACUCAGCUGUGCUGGCACACUCAGAAGCUUGGACCGCAUCCUAGCCGCCGACUCACACAAGGCAGGUGGGUGAGGAAAUCCAGAGUUGCCAUGGAGAAAAUUUCAGUGUCAGCAUUCUUGCUCCUUGUGGCCCUCUCCUACACUCUGGCCAGAGAUACCACAGUCAAACCUGGAGCCAAAAAGGACACAAAGGACUCUCGACCCAAACUGCCCCAGACCCUCUCCAGAGGUUGGGGUGACCAACUCAUCUGGACUCAGACAUAUGAAGAAGCUCUAUAUAAAUCCAAGACAAGCAACAAACCCUUGAUGAUUAUUCAUCACUUGGAUGAGUGCCCACACAGUCAAGCUUUAAAGAAAGUGUUUGCUGAAAAUAAAGAAAUCCAGAAAUUGGCAGAGCAGUUUGUCCUCCUCAAUCUGGUUUAUGAAACAACUGACAAACACCUUUCUCCUGAUGGCCAGUAUGUCCCCAGGAUUAUGUUUGUUGACCCAUCUCUGACAGUUAGAGCCGAUAUCACUGGAAGAUAUUCAAAUCGUCUCUAUGCUUACGAACCUGCAGAUACAGCUCUGUUGCUUGACAACAUGAAGAAAGCUCUCAAGUUGCUGAAGACUGAAUUGUAAAGAAAAAAAAUCUCCAAGCCCUUCUGUCUAUGUCAGGCCUUGCGACUUGAAACCAGAAGAAGUGUGAGAAGACUGGCUAGUGUGGAAGCAUAGUGAACACACUGAUUAGGUUAUGGUUUAAUGUUACAACAACUAUUUUUUAAGAAAAACAAGUUUUAGAAAUUUGGUUUCAAGUGUACAUGUGUGAAAACAAUAUUGUAUACUACCAUAGUGAGCCAUGAUUUUCUAAAAAAAAAUAAAUCCUUUUGGGGGUGUUCUGUUUUCUCCAA
Messenger RNA from Pan troglodytes (chimpanzee), 959 nucleotides. It is a transcript of the gene AGR2, whose product is annotated as anterior gradient 2, protein disulphide isomerase family member. The record is from RefSeq and is a predicted model, not a curated record. The transcript is spliced from 8 exons. Gene Ontology annotation, cellular component: endoplasmic reticulum. NCBI's taxonomy places the organism in Eukaryota, Metazoa, Chordata, Mammalia, Primates, Hominidae. Gene Ontology annotation, molecular function: dystroglycan binding. Bases 163 to 690 code for a protein of 175 amino acids.